AUGGCCUGGGACAAGCACCAGCUAAGGUGUGAGCAAAAUGACUUGCCCAACCAGCCCGCCAAAGCUCCGGAAGUUCUUGAAGCUCCGCCCGCAAGCGCACCACGGCGACCCAAGGCCCUGACGGAUCCCGUGGGAGUCGUGGGAUCCAGCCAAGCAGCUCCAAGCACGUCCGCGAAGCGGAAGACCUUGAGGCUUCUAGUUGUGCGACAUGGUGAAAGCGCCAAUCGGACCACUAGCAACAAAUGUCCAGAUCCCGGGCUGUCGGAGAAGGGUCAUCGACAGGCCGCGGCUUUGGCUCAGCGGCUCCUAGAGUUUGAAAAGGAGGCCGCAGCGGGCCAUUUGCGCAUCCUUUGCAGUCCCAUGUUGCGAUGCCUGGAAACUAUUCGACCAGCCUUGGAGCUUCUGCCGGCCUUGCCACAUGGCAGCUGCAUCUGCCACGGCGCCUGCUAUGAACAUGGUUGCGCCGGACGUUCCUUUCCAGGAACGCCUGCUGAUGAGAUAGUGGAAAGGUUUCCUCAAUUCCUGGCCACAGGUUUUAGCGCUGAGGGCUGGGACUAUGGCGGCCAAAGCGACAAGGAAAGCUCCCAGGAAUGUGCAAUCCGGGCCAAGAGUGUCGUCCACAUGCUGCGUCAGAGCAUGGAGGAGCUAUGGGAGUCCAGCAAUGGCAGUUCUCCUGUUUUGAUUCUAAUGGGCCAUCAGACUCUGGGAGAUCUUCUGCUGCAUUUGCUGCUGGAGGGUGACUGCAAAGAGUGGCAAUAUGGAACUCCGAAGUACAAGUUAAAAAAUGCCUCCAUCUCUGAGCUGCAUGUGAAUCCCAAUGGCCAGGUCACUGCCAAGGACAUUAGCUCGGACUACCACGUGUCAGGCAUCCGCUGA
Cladocopium goreaui is the source of this 876-nucleotide messenger RNA. The record is from the annotation of a GenBank genome assembly. NCBI's taxonomy places the organism in Eukaryota, Dinophyceae, Suessiales, Symbiodiniaceae.